GUUGUCAACAACACGCAGUUGGAGUUUGUGGCAAUGCAUCUAAAUAAUGUAGCUGUACCCUUUGGCUUGGUGGCUGAAAACGAUUAGCCGACGUUUAAAUUAAAUGCAGUUUAUUUGCAGAGCAACUUUGGCAGCCAACGGACGCGACCCGAAAUGCCUUCAAAAUUGGUAAAUGCUACCGCAUCGCAGGCGACCGCCCUAAAGGGUGUUGCGCGGAACAGCAGCUAUGUUAUACCUGGACUGUACGAUCUGUCAAUUGAGGAUACAAACUGGGUGCUUACCUCAUCCUUCAUUAUCUUUACCAUGCAAACGGGUUUCGGAAUGCUUGAGUCUGGCUGUGUUUCCAUAAAGAACGAAGUCAACAUUAUGAUGAAGAAUGUGAUCGAUAUAGUACUUGGUGGCUUUACCUAUUGGCUUUUUGGGUACGGCAUUAGCUUUGGACGCGGACCUCUAUCGAAUCCCUUUAUGGCCAUUGGCGACUUUCUAUUGGAUCCACCAGUGGGCGAUGAGCUUAUGGGGCAAAUCUUUGCAGCAUUUCUCUUUCAACUUUCCUUUGCAACGACGGCCACAACUAUUGUGAGCGGCGCCAUGGCAGAGCGCUGCAAUUUUAAGGCCUACUGUUUGUUCUCUUUUCUUAACACGGUGGUCUAUUGCAUACCCGCUGGUUGGGUCUGGGGUGAGCACGGAUUUCUGAAUAAUUUAGGCGCUGUGGAUAUAGCAGGCAGCGGCCCAGUGCAUCUAAUUGGUGGUGCGUCGGCAUUUGCGUCUGCAGCCAUGUUGGGUCCACGAUUAGGUCGCUAUGCUGAUGGGUAUGAUCCUCUGCCACUAGGAAAUCCAGUCAACGCCUGCAUGGGUCUGUUUGUGCUCUGGUGGGGUUGGUUGGCAUUCAACUCGGGCAGCACUUAUGGCGUUAGUGGUGCCAAGUGGCAGUAUGCAGCUCGUGCAGCUGUCAUGACCAUGAUGGGCUCCUUUGGUGGAGGCUUUUUAAGCUCCAUCUACUCCUUUUGGCGUCACGAUGGUCGAAUGGAUAUUAUGGAUCUCAUUAAUGGCGUCUUGGGCUCACUGGUAUCAAUAACCGCCGGCUGUUUCUUAUAUCGGGCCUGGGAAGCCUUGAUAAUUGGCGCGUUUGGGUCGUUGCUUUGCGUCAUAGCCAUGCCACUAUUCGAUCGCAUGGGCGUGGAUGAUCCAGUUGGUGCCAGUGCAGUACAUGGUGUAUGUGGGAUUUGGGGUGUCAUUGCCGUUGGCCUGUUUGCCGACAAUCCCAUUCCUAUGGAUACCACAAAUGGACGCAGCGGUCUCUUUAAAGGUGGCGGCUGGUAUCUGCUGGGCAUACAGACUCUAUCUGCGUUUUGUUUAGCCUGUUGGGGUAUUUGCUCCACUUUCUUACUGCUAUACAUUGUAAAUAAGAUCAUACCCAUACGCAUGGAUCCACACGAAGAAUUACUGGGCGCUGAUCUUACCGAGCAUCGCAUACGCCACACACAAAUUGGUCUAUCUCGCGCCAUUUCUGCGCUGGCGCCCCUAAAAAUCGAUUUGAAUGAAAUUGCUGGCGUGCAGCCAAUAGGCAUAAAUCCUGGCCAUGAGCGACGCAUUGAACAGUUGCGCGCCGCUGAGAAUAAACUAGAGCAGUGGCAGUCAUAUUUGGCUCAAGUAAAUCGCGGCACCAAAAAGCAUGAUGAAGCUUCGAAGCAGCAAACGUCGGAUGAGCUGGAGGCUGACAUAAAUCUAGACAUCAAGUCUGCAUCGCCGUUAAAGCAGCAAACUAAUGUAUUUGGACGCAAGGUCAGAUCGGUGCAGAUUAAGCGCAAUAUCUGGAGUCAAGACCAGGGGAGCUACAUACCCAAAAAUACGGAUCUAUCUAUUAGUGGCAAUGUAGCCAAAGUGGAUAAGGAUGGCAACUUUGCAUGGAUUGACUAAUAACUUCUAGAGCCCUAAAAAUGAAAUCCAUUUACCAUAUAGUCACACCCUUUUCUACAUUUGUUAUGUACUUGGUUAUAAAAGUAGUUUGCAAUUGCUUGUAUAAAAGCCACUUUAAUAACAUGUGCAAUUCCCCC
Molecule: messenger RNA, 2054 nt
Organism: Drosophila busckii
Lineage: Eukaryota; Metazoa; Arthropoda; Insecta; Diptera; Drosophilidae
Gene: Amt
Product: putative ammonium transporter 2
Exons: 4
Coding region: 154-1917 (587 amino acids)
Biological process (GO): ammonium transmembrane transport; ammonium homeostasis
Cellular component (GO): membrane
Molecular function (GO): ammonium channel activity
Source: RefSeq, a predicted model, not a curated record